AAAAGAAUAGAAAGAAGUGUAAAAAGUAAACAAACUGAACCCAAAAAACAAUAAAUUAAACAGACAAAAUUGCCAAUACAUGACAGUUAUACCAAAGUUAGGUUGUUCAUUGAGUUACAACAAUUGUCAAAUAUACUAAAAAAAGGCCCGAGAAAAUGUUCGACAAUUGACUGAUUAAACUUUUGAUACGAUAAAUUAUUGGUGAACUUAGACAUCAGCAAUUAAGUAAAAAGGUAGACAAGAUUCUUGACAAACUUGAACUUGAUUUGUUAUGAAAUGUGACUAGAAAAGAAGAAAUUGUCGAAAGAAAAUUGUCGAUCUUACUAACUUAUAUAAAAUGGUUUAUCCUGAUAUCCCAAUCAUUCAGUGAUCAACAUUCGUCUUAACCAUUAGGAUUAAAUUUAUAAGCAUUAAGUUAAUAUAUAACUCUCCAUCGAUUCCAUCCAUAACCAUAAGGAAAAGUGUUAAUUUAUUUUCAUCAUUUAAAAUCCUUUACUUUCAACUAAACCUUCUUUUCAUUUGUAACCAUGAGAUCAUUAUUAUUCACCUUAACACUAUUCAGUGUUAUACUUUUAGUUGUUGCUCAUCACCACCGUUGCCACCGUGAGAGGAAACACCAAUGUUGUAAAAAGGAAGUUCAUCAUCAUCAUGAACAUGAAGGUCACAAGGUUCAUCACAAACAUGCUCAUGGACACGGACACAAGCACGGUCACCAUCACCAGAAUCAUCAUCACCAUCAUCAUACAGGAGGUGGACAUGGACACGGUCAUCAUCAUGAUGACCACGAUGAACAUGAUGAUCACCAUGAACAUAAAUCUAGUAAAUCUAAUCAAAAACCAGAGCAACAUGUGAGUAGCGGAAAGAUAGGCAGCAAAGGACCCAUUGCAAAGGACCCAUUGCUAUUGUACUUCAAGGCGAUAAUGCUGGAAAGUUAUUGGAAAAUGUUUUGA
This is a messenger RNA of Tetranychus urticae (two-spotted spider mite), 950 nucleotides long. RefSeq lists its product as uncharacterized. The record is from RefSeq and is a predicted model, not a curated record. Lineage: Eukaryota; Metazoa; Arthropoda; Arachnida; Trombidiformes; Tetranychidae.